CGAUAACGACACACACACCAACCAAUACCAACCGCACAACAGCAGGCCAUGCGCUGUGCUUGGCGCUGGGCAGUGGCUGCGGUGCAACUUGUAUUGGUGUUGGUGUUGGCGACGUACUUGUGGCGGGAGCACUGGGGCUUGGAUGAUGAGCUUGCCAGGGCCACAGCACUGAAGCAGCACUUCGAUGCGUGGAAGCAGAGCACUCGCGCACGACACACUGCGGACAGCGCCGCUCUGCAGUAUGGCGCGUUGGAUCUGAGUCAGAGCCAAGCUGUUGGGGUCUUGAGAAGCACGCCAGAUUUUCGCGGCAACCAGUGCUCGAACGUUCCAUAUGAUGGAGAGUUGAGAGCGAGUGUGAUUAUUAUUCAACACAACGAGGAGCCAACGACGUUGUUUCGAACAGUGGCCAGCGUCCUCGCACGCACUCCGAUGGCCUUGCUGUCUGACAUUGUUGUCGUUGACGACGCCUCUCAAACAGACUUGAGCAGCCUGUUUGACGGUAUCCACGUUGGCGUGCCCGUGCAGUUUGUUCGCAGCGAUGAGCGCCUCGGUGUUGCACGCGCGCGCAUGCUGGGUGUCAAAGCAUCUGCUGGCGAUGUGCUUGUGUUCCUGGAUGCGCAUGUUGAGGUUGGCCACGGGUGGCUGCCGCCACUGCUGGCACACGUCACGACGCACCCCGCCGACGCCAUAUCCCCUGUACUCGAUGCCAUUGACCCGGCCUCCCUCGCCAUACGCCGCUCCCCAGCCAUGAUCGCCGGCUUUCGCUGGGAUAUGCUCUUCAAGUGGCUGAGCAUACCUGUACAGCACCGCAGUGCUGCUGCUGGUGGUGAUGGUGGUGGUGGUGUCGCAUAUCCAUCGCCCGUGCUGCCGGGUGUCGUUGCCAUUCGAGGAACAACACUUGAGCACCUUGGCGGGUUUGAUCAGGGCCUGACAUACUGGGGCGGCGACAACCUUGAGCUGUCGUUCAAGGUGUGGAUGUGCAGUGGACGGGCGGUGAUCCACCCCUGCUCGCGCGUUGCACACAUGUUCAUGCCGCAGCACCCGUAUUUGUUUCCGGAUGGCGUUGCUGCCAGCUACACCCGCAACAUCCUCCGCAUCGUCGAGGUGUGGCUGGACGAGUACAAGCCCCAGUUCUACGGGCACCGCGCAUCGCACUUCACGGGCGUGGACUUUGGUGACGUCAGCGCACAGAUUGCACUUCGCAGCAGGCUGGGGUGCAAGCCGUUCAGUUGGUAUGUGCAGACGGUGUAUCCACAGCUGCACGUCCCCGAACACCACAACCUGGCGUGGGGCGAGCUGCGGUGCGGCACGGUGUGCCUGGACACGAUGGGCCAUGGAGAUGGGGAGGAAGUGGGCACCUUUGGGUGCCACGGCCUUGGCGGCAACCAGUACUGGGUGCUGACGGCACAGGGGGAGCUGAUGCACGGGGUGCUGUGUCUCGCUGCAACACCAACGGGGGUGUCAUUGGCCAAGUGCGCACUCGACGACAACCCGCCGCCGGCGCAGCAGUGGUCUUACGGUCCAGACAAGAAGCUUGAGAACAAAGGCACGUCGCUGUGCCUGCAUCUGAACCCAAAGGGCGGUGUCCACAUGGUGCCGUGUGCUGCAGCCUCUAUGGUUUGGUCCUUUUCCUUCGCUCUCUAGCUCUCAAGCCAGCUCGCCCCCUCCUCCUCCUCUUGUGUGUAUGUGUGUGUGUGUGUGUGUGUGUGAGUGUGUGUGUGUGUGUGUGUGUGA
This is a messenger RNA of Salpingoeca rosetta, 1734 nucleotides long. RefSeq names its product polypeptide N-acetylgalactosaminyltransferase 1. NCBI's taxonomy places the organism in Eukaryota, Choanoflagellata, Craspedida, Salpingoecidae. The record is from RefSeq and is a predicted model, not a curated record. The transcript is spliced from 8 exons. The coding region runs from base 49 to 1644 and encodes 531 amino acids. Gene Ontology annotation, cellular component: Golgi apparatus.